AUGGCCGACAAUUCGCAACAAGACGGUCCUGAUGCAAUGACAUAUGAUAUUCAACAACGACAUAGAAAGCCCGGAAGUGCUAGAGAUUCAACAACUACCACAAACGCCCCUUGGACUUCUCCUUCCACUGCCCAUUCUAUCUCAUCUACCGUCCUUACUUCCUACUCGCAUUUUAGUCAUACCAUAGAGGAUCACUCGCCUCGAAUACCACCGCUACCAAACUCCCCAUUGUCCCCUCGGUGGGAUUCUCUGGGCUACGACCGCUCUGCGACUCUCAGUCCUACGUCUCCGGCCGUCAGCAGCCUCCAUAGCAGAUCCUCCAACGCGACCGACGAGCUGCACUUUGCUUCCGAAAUAAGAGAUGAAUUCCCCUCGUUACCCGUCAAGAUGAACACUCCCGAAACACCACGCGUAGAUAAUUUCUCGAGGCCUCGAAAACCAAGCAUCAAACAGCCUUACAACGAAUCACCUCGCUCCAUGGCUGCUAAUCACCUUCCCGCCGAACCGAGCCAUCUCGACAUCUCACCCAGCCAUCCUCUAUCAUGGACGCGAGAACGCGGCCAAUCCGUCUCGUCCAAUAUUUCUGCUGCUACCUUUUCCUCUGUUCCCGGGCGACCUCCUCCUGAGAUGCACAGUCGGGAGCAUCUUCGGAGCAGAGGCCGACAGCCAUACCCUCCACCUACCCGAUUCCCCUUAUCGUACAACCGUGCCGAAAGUACGGGGCCGAAUUUCUCCAGGGAUCCCAUCCAUCGAAUGGCAUCCUUGCCGAGCGAGGAGCUCAGAUCAAGUUAUCGAUCCCAACUCUCGGCAUCCACGGCUCAGGGGACAGUAGCAACUGAGAGGAGUAGCAUCGCGACUAAGAACAGUUCUAUAACUUCGAUCUACGGGAUGGCCGAUGAUUCGCUUAGUAUUAACGAUAUAAUGGGAAUGUACGAGAAGGGCUUCUACGACGACUCAGCUCCCGAGGACAACAACGAGAUGGUAGACUCGAGGCCGGGCACUGCAAAAUCAGAAUUAAGCAGGAGGAGGACUGCUAUGCUAGACGCGAUGACCGUCUUCCUACCAACCCCGGAAUCGCCAGACGCGACCUCUGACUCGGGCCAGAUGGAGCAGGACUCUAUUUCCAUUUCUCACGACCUUGACACACACGAUUCCUUACCCGCAGAGGUACCCGGAGAUAUAUCCGAGGAAGUGUCUGAGGAAGGACCUGGGGAGAUGUUCGAAGAAAUACCCGAGGAGAUGCCUGAGAUAUUGGAGAGCACCCAUUUGGAUUCCCAUGCGGAUGCCGGCGCCGAGACUGAAGAUGAUACCGAGGACGGCUAUAGCCCCUUACCCCCCUCGCGCCACCCGACCGUGUCGACUAUCGCGGAGGACGACGACGAGCGGGAUCGCUACGGGUUUCGGAAGAGUAAUCAGUACGUCGACCGGGAGCAAUACGACAACUGGAACCAAGGAUAUACCGAGUAUCUAGAGAGAAGGCGGAAAAAGUGGAUCGCCUUUCUUAGGGAGCAUGGGUUGAUGACUGACAAUCCUAACCGGUUCCCUCCUCGAUCUAACAAGACGAAGCGAUUUGUACGCAAGGGAAUACCUCCCGAUUGGAGGGGCGCUGCUUGGUUCUAUUACGCCGGGGGGCCUGCUGUUGUUGCGAAGCAUGCCGGCCUGUACGAUGGCCUUUUGAAGCAAAAAGCUAAGAACGUGGACGUCGAGGCUAUCGAACGCGACUUGCACCGUACGUUUCCCGACAACAUCAAAUUUCGCUCCGGCCCUGUUUCCCUCUCCGAUAGCAGCCAACAAGCGCUCGCGAAAGAGACCGAGGGCAUCAUCCCCGUCGUCGAGAAGCCGAUGAUCGUAUCGCUACGCCGUGUCUUGCACGCCUUUGCCAUAUACAAUCCCAAGAUCGGAUAUUGCCAGUCGCUCAACUUUUUAGCGGGCUUACUCCUGCUCUUCGUAGAAAGCGAGGAACACGCCUUCUGGUUGCUAAAUAUCAUAGCCCGAGUGUAUCUUCCCGGGACGCACGAAACCAGCCUCGAGGGCGCGAAUGUUGAUCUCGGAGUGCUCAUGUCCUCGUUAAGGGAAUCUAUGCCCAACGUCUGGGCUAAGAUCGGAGGCGAGCUGGACGGUACGGAUGUCGUUUGGUCAAAGAGCUGGAGGCACAGACAUCGGGCCGAGACGACUCGACUUCCGCCUAUUACCCUUUGUAUGACCGCUUGGUUUAUGAGUUGUUACAUCGGCACUUUGCCCAUCGAGAGUACUUUACGCGUAUGGGACGUCUUCUUCUACGAGGGAUCCAAAACGCUGUUUCGAAUCGCUCUGGCAAUCUUCAAGAUCGGCGAGAACGAAAUCAGGGGCGUGGGAGAUCCUAUGGAGAUCUUCCAGGUAGUGCAGACGAUUCCUCGCAGGCUUAUCGACGCCAACGGUUUGAUAGAAGCCUGCUUCAAGCGUCGUAACGGUUUCGGCCAUCUCAGCCAAGAAACGGUGGAGCAAAAGAGGCAAGAAAGACGGGUUCAAGUCAAAGCCGAGAGAGAAAAGCAAACGGGCAAUAUCGUCUCGAUAGAUUCAGACUUCAAGAAGAAGGGCAACCUUUUCGGCCGACGUAGAUAA
This is a messenger RNA of Daldinia decipiens, 2601 nucleotides long. RefSeq names its product TBC domain-containing protein. The record is from RefSeq and is a predicted model, not a curated record. NCBI's taxonomy places the organism in Eukaryota, Fungi, Ascomycota, Sordariomycetes, Xylariales, Hypoxylaceae. Bases 1 to 2601 code for a protein of 866 amino acids. The transcript has 3 exons.